Messenger RNA from Gongylonema pulchrum, 510 nucleotides. Lineage: Eukaryota; Metazoa; Nematoda; Chromadorea; Rhabditida; Gongylonematidae. The record is from the annotation of a GenBank genome assembly.
AUGCAAAUAUCACUUCGGAUGCGAGGAGUGUACCUGCGAGUGCAGGGCAUCGCGCUGUUCCGCUCUUCGGCUGCUGCAAACGUAGACCUGGAUGCGCGACGUCCAGAAGGCACGGAACGUGUAAAAUUUGUCAGGAGCAAGCCAUCAGACACGUUCGGAACUUUGCGCACCUUCGAGGAAAAGCUCUUGCCACUGAAAAUUUCUGAACGGCCGAAGAACAGGUCGACUGUUUGCGAAAUUGCUGACGAGAAUUGGGAGGGAAGUUACGAGGAGGAAGAAAUCGGCUGGACCCCCAACUAUCUGCGAGCGCUGCGCAAGGAGGACACUCGAUUUACAGAAUGCGCCCGGAAGGAGUAUAACCAUUAUGAAGGGAUGCGAUAUCCGGCGGGCGAUAUCCAGCUGGCAAGUCAGUACUGGAUAAAAAGCAAAUACAAAAAUGACUGGUUCACGAUCAAUCCGAUCACUAAGAAGGUGCAGUUUUUCAUCACAUACUCUUUUUUUUUCACUUAA